AGGAGAAGCUUCCGAAGAAGCGGCGACGAGUGGCGCGCCGACAGUCGGAGGUUCACUGAGAGGAGGGGGAAAAAGACAGUGAGAUUCGACGGUGGGACCAAUGUAGGUGGCUCACAGGAGGACUGGUCUUGGGAGGCUGAUCGUCAAGGUAGCCAAGACAGCGCAACCAAAGACUCAGGAAUAGACACAUCGAGUACAUUUACAAGCAGUGAAGACAGCAAUCGCGGUGAUUUACCAAAGCAACCGUUGUCCUGGCAAGGGAGUAGCGAUGGGCACAAGACAAUUGGUCACAUGAUCCUGCGGAAAUCAGCUUCCGGAAGUAGUAGCAUUCUGGGCCUCAAGGUUGUCGGCGGAAAGCUCCUGGAAGAUGAUAGAGUUGGCGCCCUCAUCGAAAAGGUCAAGAAAGGGAGUACAGCGGAUGUUGAGGGACAGUUGAGGCCAGGGGACGAAGUGAUCGAGUGGAACGGCCACUGCCUCCAAGGUAAAUCAUCCCAAGAAGUUUACGACAUAAUAGCAGCAUCUCGGGACGAAUCUCAGGUAGAAUUAUUCAUCUCGAGAAAUCUAUCUGGUCCAGUUAGUACACCGAUGAUGACCGGCAUGCCCACCACCAUAAUGCCAAUGACACCUAGGCGAAUAACAGCGCAGACUCAGUGGAGACAGAAACACGAGCCCAUGCCAAUACCCCACCAGCCUCACCACAAAGGUCUUAAGAAAUGUAUACUAUGGGAACUGUACGACGUGAGGAGAGAUAAGCCAUCGGUCCUGGUGACAUCACCUGGAUCACCUGAUAUCAAUGCCCAUGGCAGGGGCAGACAUCAACGGCAUCCCACGAGUGAUGCUCAUGUGGGAGGAAGAGUGCAACUUCAUCUUCGAUACGAUCAUAAUCGUGGUGAGCUUAAUGUCGACAUUAUUUGUGCCUGCGACCUGCUAAAGAGGGCUAAUGGACAGUUGAGGAAUUCUUACGCUAGAAUUUAUCUCCUACCCGAUAAGAGUGAAGGAACGAAGAGAAGAACGAAAACGGUGCCGAAUACGAAUGCACCCCAAUGGAACCAGACAUUUGUCUACAACGUGAGAAAGUUUUCGGAGCUCAAGUACAAAUCGUUGGAGGUUACUGUUUGGGAUAACGUCAGGUACGGGACAAAUGACUUUCUCGGUGAGGCGAUUGUCGAGCUCGCUUACCUACCAGAGACACCACAGUGGCACUACCUGUAUCUCCCAGACGAGAGACGUCACAUUGGGCAGUACCAGGAGCCAUCCGACGACAUCGCGAUAACUCCCGUUGACUAUCACCUGAGUCCACCGUCGACGACGUCCAGGUUGAGUGACUCGGACACCUCUGAGUAUGACAUCACCGAUGGUGAUGUAUCCCAGCAGAGAAGGGGAGCCGAUGGAGCCAGCAUCAGCAGCAUCGGCAGUUCAUCCAGGUUUCAUAAUAUGCCGUCAAAUUAUAAGCGCCACUAUUCCAGCCCACCACCUGAGAGGGAUCUCUGUAUGGACAGUGAACAUCGCAGUCGUAGGGACAUGUCACCGCAGGGUAGAAAGAGGGCUGCAUUGAUGAUAUCGAGGGAUCAACCUGUGUCAAUGUCCAUGUCUUAUUCGCCGUACAGAAAGCAGGACGAAAUGCCGCGCAGUACGAUGGGUCACAGGUCCCAGAGCGCUGCCCCCAUGGACUCGCCAAAUCUUCACUACAGGGGUAGAUCGCAGAGUCCCACUGGUCAUCGUUCACUAUCACCACCAGAGCACAGAUCCAUCCCUUAUUCCCAUGGCUACGUGUCAGCCAGAUUUGGAUCGAGAUCAGCUACUGCCACACCCACUGGAUCACCCAAGAAACGACAAUUGCCACAGAUACCAGCUAAAUUGCAUGCAGCCUUGAAGGAGAGAGUUGUCCAAGAUCUCGAGGAGAGAGCGAGACUGAUGAGGCACAGGAAUAGACAGGUUCACACAACAUAUAGGAGUACAGAAAUGGGAGGAUGGGAAAGACAUUACAGUGGGCUAUCAGACUCUGAUCUCCUGUCAAUAGGCCACGAUCCCCAGUCCCUCUCGCACGGCCACAGAAUGCACAGACCAAGGAGAGGACACCUGAGUCCCGACAAAGAUGUUCUCGGUGAUUUUGGCGAUUCGGAUAUGGAGAGUAUUGCCUCAGUGGCAAGCAGUACAUUCAGCACACAGUCGGAGAGGCCGCGUGGCUCUAGAACUCUCGUUGAUUACGCCAGUCCCAGUGGUUCGUACGAGAAGGCCUCAAUGAGACAUCAAGUUUCUGGGGAUGGACACAAUGGUCUUGCCAAGAGGGGACAGUUCACCAGGAGCUUGAGUAAUGCCGAUGCCCCGCCCGAUGAAAAAACUGCAGACGGAAGCUUGAGUGAUACAGCAGUGGGUCUCCAUGUGGAGGAGACAACGAGAAGAGGAAGGAAAAGUUCACCAGGAAGUAAAAGCGGAAGUGGCAGUAGCAGCGGUGGAGGGAGUGCUGUGCAGUAUCAGGCUGGUCUUUCGAAGAAGAGUGUCAGCACGAGCCAACUGUCAGCGACAGAGUGCGGUGUGGUUGGAAGCGGUACCGAUACAAGGGCAUCUAGUGUAGCUAGCCGAAAAAGGAACAGCACACCGAGCAGCUUUCAACGCUCGCAGGAGGUUGUUCCGUGUUAUCAGCGACUUGGUGCAACAAGCCAGGGUGGCUCAGUUGCCAGUGACACCGCUGGAUCCCUCAACUCAAUCUCUAGUUCUGAAGCAAGCUCUUGGUCUCCGUGCCUGAGAACAGCAGGUGAAGGUGGACAACUGAGUGAAUUCAUCGAUGGACUUGGACCUGGUCAAUUGGUUGGCAGACAAGUCCUCGGUGCUUCAUCACUCGGUGACAUUCAGUUAUCACUGAAAUACAAAAAUGGACUUCUGGAAGUCGAGGUCGUACGUGCGAGGGGUCUCCAGAUCAAACCGGGAUUCAAAGUGCAUCCAGCUCCUUACGUCAAGGUUUAUCUCGUGAAUGGCAAAAAAUGUAUAGAAAAGGCAAAAACUACAGCUGCGAGAAAAACUUUAGCCCCUCUGUAUCAACAGACUCUAGUAUUCAGGGAAAACUUUCAGGGGUGCUAUUUACAGGUAACGGUAUGGGGUGAUCACGGCCGAAUAGAAGGGAAAAAAGUAUUCAUGGGUGUUGCACAAAUAGCGCUGGACCUUCUGAAUUUGAGUGAAGUGGAUGCAAUCGGGUGGUACAAACUCUUCGGCAGCACGCAUCUGGUCAGUGGUACUCCAUCCUUAGCAUUAUCGCGUCGCUCCUCGGCCGCAUCUCUGGACUCUCUAAAAUUAUGAGAGCUGAUUGAAGUCCCCCAAUCAAUGAGAAACUAACUGCCCCCCGAAGCAACGAGGCAAUAGCCCCCAAAGACAAAAAUACAAUCGAUAUGAAAUUCAAUGUUCACUUUUUUCUGUACUAAAGAACAAUUGUUGAAGAGAUAUGUAUAUCGUAUUACGAGAUACUUAAUUCGGAUGUUAACGUCACAUCUGAUUAUCCAAUGCUCAAACUGAUUGAGCAAACUCGCCGAAUGUGGAACUUGAGUCGCUUAUUGUUGGAGACUAGGCCCCAGAGAAUAACUAAUAGAGAUUGUAACAAGGUUGAAGUGUUUUUAAGGGAGUAAUUGAUCGAUUUGAAAGUUCCUUUGAGAGAAGUUGAAGGAUUACUCUGAUCUGCGAGUGAUUGACGGCUCUGAAUACGGUAAUGCAGGUGUAGUUUACGAGAUUGAUGACACAUUAUAAAAAGGAGGGAAUCCCGUGCGGCCAGAGGAGUGCACUGUGAAGGAUAUUAUUUUCAAUAAAAGUGAUUGAAUGAGAUAUUUAAAAAAAACGUACCACUUAAAGCACAUCACAUAUCAUGUCAGAUGAACUAGUCUCUAGGUAGACUAGCUGUAGACGUAGCGGCCAUGUGACCGGAUCGCCAGAUAGCUUUAGUGAAAUCAAUGGAGCUCGAGUGAACGUCAUGCUGACAUAAACUCGAACGUGGUGUGUCUAUCAAAGUGAAACCCAAAGGAGAGACAAUAUUGAGUAUAAAAAAAUGUGAUCGACGAAAGUGGACGAUCCGCUGAGUGCGAAACCGAGUCGCAUAUUCAAAGUGACGAGUCUGUGAAAAACUUAAUUUUCGAGUAAUCGCGUGAGUGAUUAAAAAAUCGCUAUAAUGAGCUCUGAAGAGUUGAUUCGAUUAAUGUAUCUAUCAGACCGAUAGCUGAGGACCACCGGUCAUGAACUAUAUAUAGCGUAUACAUAUGCAGAUAUAUGUAUAGAUAUAUGAAAAAAAAAAAUAUGAAACGUUGCUAUAUUUGUAUAUGGAAGGUUUUUAAAUUUAGAAAUCUUUCAAUUAUAUUGACUGCUGAAUGCGAGCGAUGUUUAAACCUUGAAUUUAUUUAUUCACUCUUGUUUCAUUGAUCAGAUUAUAUUCACAUUUACGUCAUCGACAGAUGGUGAAAGAGAAAGAAUUUCAAUUGAAUCACAAUAUUCAUGGAAAUUUAUUCGGCACUGUGUGUGUACCUUGUUGUAAAUAAUUGUACGGCGAAAGGGGUAUGCAUGCAGCUCGAAUAUUGCGUGACUGAAAAGCGCCGUGUGAUGAACGAGCAAUGUUGUAUAAUUGGGGGAUAUAUAUAUAUGGACUCGCAUUGAGUUUUUAACUGCCUGGUAAAUAUUUUUCUCAUUGAGAAUUCAAAGUUUUUCAGUUUGAAUUGUACUCACCCUAGGAUAAAUAAUAUUUUUGUUAUUCAAUUUAUUCGAUUAUGUGAGUCAAUCGAGUGAAUUUUCAGGAUUAGAUGAAGGAUGGAAUUUGUAUUCUACUGUAUAGCUGUUGAUCGUCAUGUUAUCGAUUAAAUUCAUCUGUGUUUACACGUCGCAUGGUCGCACGCAGAUAAACGGUGGAUUAAAAAUGAUAAAUUCUAGAGGAAAACAGAAUCCGUGGAAAGAAUCUGCUCAUCACCUCAUGUCAGCUUAUUUACGUCAGCUUCAUUCAAUAUUAUUUCGGAGAGAUCUAGAUAUUUUGCUUGGGUAAAAUGAGCGUAGGCAACGUCUGAAUUCCAACAGCUGGAUACGAUCGUGUGAGAGCCAUAGAAGGAUCUUAUCAUAUCUAUAAUGUGCUUAACUAAAAUUAGAGGGAAAUAACUCAAAAAAAAUAAAUAAACGAAACAACCAAAAAUGAAAAAAAAAAAAAAUCAAUUAAAACAUACAACCACAAAACAAGGAGGAUUUUUUACUCGUGAAACCAAAUGAAUACUGAACUGUAGAGUCGUAAAGAAUAAUCGAGAAUUAUAAAAAAUAUAACAAUUGAUGAAACAUUGUAAGUACUGUGAAAAAGACGAGAUUAAAAGAAAAAUAAAAAAGAAAAUUAAAUAACGAUUUAACGAAUAAGCUGAAUUUCUAAGUAAAACUUUUUGCAAAGCGUGAGUGGGAGAAUUAUAGUCACAGGGGGUCAAACAAAUGAAUAAAAAAAUAAUUACAAGUAACGAGAGAGAAUAAACAGCAGUGUAAUAGUCAAAACAAAAUUGAGGAAUGGAUAAAUAUAUGAGACUAUUGAUAAUGUAAAAUGUUCAGUUUGUAAUCCACCAUUUUGCGCGUCUAUUCUAGUCCCUGCAAUCAAUCGAUAAUCAUCGAGAUUUUAUUUUGUAAUGAACCCACAAUUUUAAUUUCACUAAUUCAGGACAAUUUUUCAUGCAAUUGUAAAUCACCAGGGAAUAGAAAGACGCGGACUGGUCCGCGCUUGAAAAAAAAAAACAUAAAAUAUUGCAUAUCCUAUUCAGAUGUAGAUCUUUGAUAACUUACUAAAAAAACAAAAAACUAAAAAACUAACGAAUGAAAGAAAUAAAAUGGAGAAUAUACUUUAGACUUGACAAGUGGGAACGUUUGAAUUUUUUCUUAGACUUUUCUACGAAAGAGUGUGUCGUGUAUUCGUGAGACUACCACCGGUUGAGGGAAUAAAACGGAGUAGUGAGAGAGUAAUUAGAGAGAUGAUUUAUUUGAAUCGCACAGGGCGGAAAUUUCUAAUGCAAAAUUUCAAACAGAAAACCAUCGGGCACAUCCAUAUGUUGCACAUACCAUUGAAAAUUGCACUGUGUCGUUGAAUAUUGUAAUAAACGUUACGAGGAGAAAAAAAAACGCAUAAGUUUGGUGAUGAAUGAAUCACGAGGAAAAAAAACCAUUGAGAAUGUGCUGUGCUUUGUUGAUAUCCGCAAAGUGGCAUAGCAAGAGUUUAAAUCAAAUUUAUUAGGUGAAUCACUGAUUGAGAAGAAAAAUGUGGAAAAAAUAUGAGUACCAAAAUUUUUUGAAUUACGUUUUCUUUUGACCCACUGUGAGUGACAGAAAGACUGCCUCUUUUGCCAUUGGAAAUUCAUCUUCACGAAAUAACUUGAGAAAUAAACGAAGAAAAGAAGUGAAAAUUGAAUAUAGAUAUUGUUUACGUUAAUCAUUUGAGAAAGUAUAUGAAAACUGAUUCCUACCCUUGCCUUGCCGAUUUGUAAAUAGGCGUGCUCAAUUCGAUAGCUCGGCGGUGAAUCAUGAAUACAUAUAAUCUUAAUAACGGAUCGUAAAUUCCAACAAAAAAUGAUGAAUGAAAGAGAUAAAAAAAAUAAAAAAAAUUAAUAUCCGACUUUGUACCUAUACUAAUUAAACUUAACGAACCGAAAAACUUACCAUUAAAAUAUCUGGAUUGCACAUGACUGCUUAUUUCGAUGACGUUUGGAGAUACAUUGAAUGAUCAUUUUGGGAAAUUGCACCAUUGAGAACCAAACAACAUCAGCAAUAAAUAAUUAUAUCAUCCAAGCGCGAUGGGGUACCACUUUUGUCAAAUUUAAUGAGCCAACUUAGGGUUUUAAAGGAAUCGAUGAAGAAUGAGAAGACACCGGUGUGACACUCGAACAAAUGGAAAAUUACGAAGUGCGGAUUAACGACAAUGCCAACAAUUUAUUAAUUAUCAAAUUAAUUAACGACUACCUUAUAGAGUCGAGUCCAAAAAAAAUGUAGGAUAAGUUAUCUUGUAUCUUGUAUUUAAUGUCACGACUGAUUCGUGCGAGGAGACGUUCAAUGAUCACUUGAAUAAAUUAUUCGUACGCACGAGUCGGUCGUAAGAUGGUGAUCCUUACCUUUACUACCAAACAAAUCAUAAAAGAGAAAAAAAUGAAGAAACUGUUGAAAAUGAAGUGAGAAUUACUACUCGAGUUUAGACGAGAUAAUCGGGACAAGCUUCGUACAUUUCUAAUUUGUCAAUGGUGAUAUAAAAAAAUGUGAAAUACGACCGUGUACUUAUUGUUUCCCUUGAGAACGCGUGGUAUGUGAGAAUGUGAAGAUAAAAAAAA
Molecule: messenger RNA, 7304 nt
Organism: Fopius arisanus
Lineage: Eukaryota; Metazoa; Arthropoda; Insecta; Hymenoptera; Braconidae
Product: regulating synaptic membrane exocytosis protein 2
Exons: 20
Coding region: 292-3294 (1000 amino acids)
Biological process (GO): calcium ion-regulated exocytosis of neurotransmitter; regulation of membrane potential; positive regulation of synaptic transmission
Cellular component (GO): cytoskeleton of presynaptic active zone; presynaptic membrane
Molecular function (GO): small GTPase binding; transmembrane transporter binding
Source: RefSeq, a predicted model, not a curated record